Molecule: messenger RNA, 803 nt
Organism: Teleopsis dalmanni
Lineage: Eukaryota; Metazoa; Arthropoda; Insecta; Diptera; Diopsidae
Exons: 3
Coding region: 129-581 (150 amino acids)
Source: RefSeq, a predicted model, not a curated record
UAACACUUUCAAAUACUACGCUGUGUAGGGGAGUGGUUAUAAUGACAACUGACUAAGCAUUGGUUCAUCGUAAACAAGACAUUUGUUGGAUUAUUUUUGUUUAUAAUUUACUUUUAAUAUAAAAUAAGAUGGAUGCAUGGAAAAUAGUUUUAUUUGUUGCAAUAUCCAUGUUCUACUGUACUCAAGUGAACUUCGUGGCUGGCUUAGAAUGUUAUGUAUGCUCGAAUCAAACGGGCAAUACAGAGAAGUGUCUAAACACUAUUAAAACCUGUGAACCAGGUGAAGAUGUUUGUGGUACUGAAAUUCGCUGGGGCAGUAUGCCCUAUUUUUCUACUGGCGCUGGUAAGCAAUAUUAUGUAUCGAAACGCUGCAUGACGAAAAACCAAUGUCAACAAAAACGAAACCGUUUUAUGCAAUAUUGUACACAUAUUUGGUAUGAAGAUUGGGCGUGUGCAGAAUGCUGUCCAGGUGAUCGUUGUAACUACUUUGUAAUAAGUUCCUCAACAAAUGUACAACAUAAAAUGCUUGCUUUAUUAUUAUGUGUAUUUAGCGGAAUGUUAAUUAAAAAAUUGUUUCAUUAAUAAGUAGACAAACAAUGUUGUAACUCACAUUCCAAUAGUUUACAGAACAUUCAGAUAUAGCUUUAUUUUAGCGCACAACAUUCGAAUAUAUAUAAAUCAAAAGUGACCUUUACAUAUCAAAUAAUAUGAGAACUCGAAUAAUUGUCAGAUUAUAUUAAUUUUAUAUCUCAUACUGUGAGUGAAUAAUACAAAUAUUUAAGUAAUUUUUGUUUUAAUGAGCAA